Messenger RNA from Diaporthe citri, 1752 nucleotides. RefSeq lists its product as uncharacterized. Gene Ontology annotation, cellular component: nucleus. Gene Ontology annotation, molecular function: RNA binding. The record is from RefSeq and is a predicted model, not a curated record. Gene Ontology annotation, biological process: mRNA processing. The coding region runs from base 1 to 1752 and encodes 583 amino acids. The transcript is spliced from 4 exons. NCBI's taxonomy places the organism in Eukaryota, Fungi, Ascomycota, Sordariomycetes, Diaporthales, Diaporthaceae.
AUGGCAUCCUAUGAUGUCGAGGCGCUCCUCGAGGAGACUGCGAAGCAAGAUGUGAAUAUGGAGGAUGCGCCAUCCGUUCAGGCAGCAGCCGACGGUGCCAGCGACGAAAAGCCCAACGGCGAGUCUCGCCACCGAAGCCGCGAGAAGAGCCGUGACCGCGAGCGCGAGAAAGACAGAGAUCGUGACCGUGACCGCAGCCGCGACAGAAAGCGACGCGACCGUGAUCGCAGCCGUGACCGGUAUAGCAGCCGUCGCGGCACCCCAGAUGCCGAGAGGACACCCCGCAGUGAUGCCGGCAGCCAUAGGAGCAGUAGGCGCCGGAGUAAGAGCCGGGACCGCGAGGAUCGGUCCUCACGCCGCCACAGGGAUGGUGACUAUUAUCGCGGCGGGCGUCAUGGUCGAUCGCGCUCUCGGUCCCCGGGCGGACGUUUCUACCGCCCUCGAGACCGCGACGACCGGCGGGAUUAUAGGGAACGCCGAGAGCGACGGGAUGAUGACCGAGAUCGUCGUGGCGGCCGGACGCCUCGCACGGAUAAGGAUGCUAGCGAUCCUACGCCGCCGCAGCUCACCGAGGAUGAGAGGGAUCGCAGGACCGUGUUCGUCCAGCAGCUUGCCGCUAGAUUGAGGACGAAGGAGCUCAAGGAGUUCUUUGAAAAGGUUGGCCCCGUAUCUGAAGCUCAGAUCGUCAAGGACCGCGUCAGCAACCGAUCCAAGGGUGUCGGCUAUGUUGAAUUCAAGGACGAGGAAUCUGUGCAGGCUGCUCUACAGCUUACUGGACAAAAGCUCCUAGGUAUUCCGGUCAUCGUCCAGCUCACCGAAGCUGAGAAGAAUCGACAAGUCCGCGAAACGGGCGGCUCCGGCGGUCACCCCAACUCGAUCCCUUUCCACCGUCUGUACGUUGGCAAUAUUCACUUCAGCAUCACUGAGCAGGAUCUUCAGAAUGUCUUCGAGCCAUUCGGCGAACUCGAGUUCGUCCAGCUUCAGAAGGAUGAUACAGGACGCAGCCGCGGCUACGGAUUCGUGCAAUUCCGAGAUGCCGGCCAAGCACGUGAGGCUUUGGAGAAGAUGAACGGAUUCGAUCUUGCCGGUCGACCGAUCCGCGUCGGACUUGGAAACGAUAAGUUCACCCCUGAAUCCACUGCCAAUCUCCUGCAGAGAUUCCAGGGCCAAAACCAACAGUAUCAGGGGUCUGCUUUCUCGGGCGCUGGUGGCCGUGGUGCACCGACAUCCAACUUUGAUCGUGCCGGUGCCCGUGAUAACGACAAGGGUACUGGCGCGAGCGCUCUGGACGACACCGACGUUGCUGGCGUCAAUUUUAACAACUACAGCCGGGAUGCUCUUAUGAGGAAACUAGCGAGAACUGAUGAGCCCCCGAGCGCAAACACUGAGCGACAGAUUCUCAAACCGAAGACGGAGCCAAAGCCGCUGCCCGUCAGCGUCAGCCAGGCCAGCCGCUGCGUUGUUCUUCACAACAUGUUCGAUCCCGAUGAGGAAGAGGGAGACAACUGGGUGAAGGAAUUAGAGGAGGAUGUUCGUGAGGAGGCGGAGAACAAAUACGGCCACGUCGUCCACAUCUCCGUCGAGCCCAACUCCAAAGGAGAUAUCUAUCUCAAGUUUGACAAGGUGCAGGGAGGCGAGAACGCGAUCAAGGGCCUUAACGGUCGCUACUUCGGCGGCAGGAUGAUCACUGCUGCGCCGGUGGUAGAUGCCGUCUACGCCAGUCUAUUCCGAGCAAACUCGAAGGCUUUCUGA